Molecule: messenger RNA, 530 nt
Organism: Aaosphaeria arxii CBS 175.79
Lineage: Eukaryota; Fungi; Ascomycota; Dothideomycetes; Pleosporales
Exons: 1
Coding region: 342-512 (56 amino acids)
Source: RefSeq, a predicted model, not a curated record
AUACAUGUUCUCUACCCCUAAAAAAACACCUCUGCUCCUUCCAGCUCCUCUGAUCCAUCUCCGCUGUUCGUCUCUCUCUUUUUACUUCUCUUUCAACAGUACCAAUACCAAGCGAAGAGCAAAAUCGCGAAGCCUGCCGGACACCAAAUUAUGACCUUCAUGAUUGUUAUCGACCUUUCAACAGAAAUCGAGUUUCAGUUUCCGCAGCACGGAUAAACUCUCACCUCGGGGCCACGGCCAUGCUGAACCGCACUCACUUCUGUGGAGUCAUGUUGUUUGUGAGAUCCAAGGGCCUAAGAGUUGCGCGCGUUAACUGGCGGGCUGAUAAAGAUUUCAUCUGAAUGCAUAUGCUUUCCAAUUGGAGUGGUGGCAAGACGUUCGUCUACCCAGUGAUCAACGGCCCAUGCCACUACAAGGCAUGGUACCGUGCGGGUAGUACCGUACUAUUUUGCUUAUUAUCCUACAUCUCAAUUGUCUCAUAUGAAUGGAACAACUAUACGUAUACAGCAUGAUAUCAUCGCGCAGCGAUA